This is a messenger RNA of Closterium sp. Naga37s-1, 627 nucleotides long. NCBI's taxonomy places the organism in Eukaryota, Viridiplantae, Streptophyta, Zygnematophyceae, Desmidiales, Closteriaceae. The record is from the annotation of a GenBank genome assembly.
AUGCUGGACGCGAGACUGGAAAAAAGAGGGCGGGAGGUGAGUGGAGGGGAGAAGAUGGGGAAAUGGAUGGAGAGGACUGGCGAAAGGGCGAAGCGGCCACUUUCGCUUCCCCCGCCCCUUUCCGCUCUCCCCUUCAUCUUCCAGAUUCUAGUGCGCGUUGAUGAAACGUCCUUUCCUCUCCCUCCCCCACCCCCUCUUUCCCCCCCUCCUUUCCUCCCUUCCCGCGCUUCCGCUUCUCUCCAUUUUGACCCGGCCUACAAAGGUCACGCAUAUCUCAGCCUCCCUACCCGCUCAUAUUCCCCGCUCUCCCCUCGUUUCCCCCGCUCUCCCUUCAUUUCCCUCGUUCUACCCUCAUUCCCCCGCUCUCCCCUCAUCCCCCCCGCUCCCCCUCAUCCCCCCGCUCUCCCCUCAUAUUCCCUGCUCUUCGCUCAGCUUCCCCUCUCUCCACUCAUUCUCCCCUCUCUAACUUCACCCCCCCAGCCCCCCCUUCAUAUCACUGCUGCCUCUCUUGUUCUCUUCCUUCACCCCCACCCUCACUUCCCUUGUCUCACGCCACCCCUGUUCCCUGCUUUCCGACUCACCCCUCAUCCCCUUCCCCCUCCAAUACCUCAACUUUCCCCUCACUGA